Messenger RNA from Panicum hallii, 1093 nucleotides. RefSeq lists its product as uncharacterized. The record is from RefSeq and is a predicted model, not a curated record. The coding region runs from base 87 to 851 and encodes 254 amino acids. Lineage: Eukaryota; Viridiplantae; Streptophyta; Magnoliopsida; Poales; Poaceae. The transcript has 5 exons.
GAAAGAGUGUACUGCAGUUCCAGACUUGAACAGUUUUCACUGGCUCGCAGGGGCUCGCGGCCGGCGCGCCGCCGUUCCCCUACCCCAUGGAAGCCGCCAACCACUGUCUCCGCCCUCUGCAGUCUCCCACUCCUCCCCUUCCCGUCUCCCUCUCCCUCGUCGCGGCACCUGCUUCCCGCCACCUCCGUCGCGCGCGCGCUCCCUUUGCCUCAUGGCGCCCGCCACCACUGCCGCCGCCAUCUCCCCCUCCUCUCCCCAAGAAAGGCGUCUCCGGCACCAGCCACGAGGCCGCGGAGGAGGACGGACUGGUGGUGGAUGAAGACGCCGAGGCGGAGGAGCAGCUGGAGUUCGGGGAUGGGGAGUACGUAUCGAGCGUGGGCACCAGCUUCAGCCUUCCAGCACGGCUCCGCGCGGCCCGCGCGGCGCCGGGCGGUGACCCGGUGUUCUUCCUCCUGGCCACUGCCGCCGUCACGACCUGCGUGGCGUUCACGGGGAUGGUGGUCGUGGCGAUUCCGACGAUGCUGGCUAUGAGGAGAGCUGCGAAUUCAUUUUCUAUGCUGGCUGACGCAGCUCUAGAGCAGUUACCAAGUACCAUGGCCGCUGUAAGGCUCUCUGGCAUGGAAAUCAGUGAUCUCACCCUUGAACUUAGUGACUUGAGUCAUGAGAUAGCAGAUGGUGUCCACAAGUCUGCCAAGGUUGCUCAAGCAGUGGAGGCUGGCAUUGGACAGAUGCAGAACAUAGCUCGACAGCAGGCAAAAUCAAUGGUAGAAGAGCGAGCAAACUUGCGGACUAUCCCCACCGUUGGGCAAGGUAAGGAGUCCCAUAAAUCAUCUAGCCGGCAUCGCCAAUGACAUAACGGCCCAGAUUUCUGAUUGUAGCAGAUGUAUGGUUUUUUCUCUCUGUAGCCUUCCGUUAAAGUAUUUACCUGAAGUGAGGGAAUGGAUUUGGAUUGCCCAAUGUCCAGUUGUACUUUUUUCCUCCUUGGACUCCUUGGACUCUUAAGUCCAAAGUAAAUCUGGAUUUCAGUUCGCAGGUAGGCCAAACUUUGGACGAAUACAUGAUGCAGUCCAAAAUAAUUCUUUGUUAGCUUUAA